Hylaeus volcanicus is the source of this 936-nucleotide messenger RNA. RefSeq names its product cysteine-rich PDZ-binding protein. Gene Ontology annotation, cellular component: dendrite. The coding region runs from base 391 to 693 and encodes 100 amino acids. The record is from RefSeq and is a predicted model, not a curated record. Gene Ontology annotation, molecular function: microtubule binding; PDZ domain binding. Gene Ontology annotation, biological process: cytoplasmic microtubule organization. The transcript is spliced from 2 exons. Lineage: Eukaryota; Metazoa; Arthropoda; Insecta; Hymenoptera; Colletidae.
CAAAGAUGCGACCGCUCUCUGCAGCUACUGGCUGUUACUUGACCAGUAUUAGAAUAAUAGUUAAUAAUAUAACACGAUAUAGUGUACUGUAGUUAUUAUUACAGUUGAGUGCCUACGUCCCACUUUUGGUCAAGUCCAAGUCAAGUCACCAUAAAUCUACAAAGUGCUCCGCAGUCACGUGGUUUUGUUUUGUCUGAUACCAUUCAUGUUUCAUUAAUCUACUCUGAUUGAAUCCAUGGCUUUGAUGAACGCAUUAUAGAACCAAUUACAGUCAAUAAGAGGAUUCACGCAAGGCCCUCUAUUAGGAACCAUUAAGAACGUCGUAGAAUGUGUACAAAUGUUUAUUUGAGUGUUCGUUUUGACGUAUAGUGUUUGAAAGGGUGAUUCAGAAUGGUUUGCGAGAAGUGCGAGAAGAAGUUGGGAAAAGUUAUAACCCCGGACCCUUGGAAAAGCGGAGCGAGGAACACAGUCGAAAGCGGAGGACGUAAAGUUGGAGAGAAUAAAGCACUCUCCACGGGAAAGGCUAGAUUCAAUCCUUACACUGCUGCUUUUGCAACUUGCAGAAUAUGCAGGCAGAAAGUACAUCAAGUAGGAUCGCAUUAUUGCCAGUCAUGUGCAUACAAAAAAGCUAUAUGCGCAAUGUGCGGUAAAAAAUUAAUGAGUACAAAAAAUUACAAACAGUCCGCUACCUAGAGUGUUUUAAAUUUAUUUAUUAAUUUACAUUAUUGAUGAGAUUCGUUACGUUACUAUUAGAAAUAUGUAAAGGAAUGUUUUUCUUCCAUUAUUACGAAGGAAACAGUAUAUUUACCUUUAUCGUUUUAACACAUAAGCUGUAAAUAUACUAUAUGAAAUACCAUUUUAUAAUACUAUAUUUUAUUAUUAGAUAGAAGGUACUCUGUCUUUCAUCAAAAAUAAACAUUUGCCUCUUUAUUACAC